UGAAGACUUUGAUUCCAUUUAGAAUUCUUCAUCCUUCAAAAUUUUUAAUCGUUCUUAUCUCUUUGAUCUUCUUCCUUAUCUCACGCAACUGUUUUAUCCUUUUUGCCAUUUUUUCUGGUGGAGCUAUUUUGUUAACUACUUAUUAGGGAACAAGAAUCAUAUAAAUAAAAUCAUUGAUGGAAGAGAACUUGUUGACACCCAUCCUCACUUGAGGAAUCUAUUACGUCAAAUCAUGGACCUUCUAGCGCCAUUGAGAGCAUGCAAGAAAUUGAUCUUUUACCAGUGCCUACCUGAUGCUGCAACACUAGUCACUGGCACCAUCAUUUGUCCCAUAGGUGACAAAAAGGUUAAGCUUUGCUUGAAAGAAAACAACAAGACCGAAGAACCCUCAGUCUUCGUUGAACUUCCCCUUAGCACGUCAGAAUUCACCAGUUCAAUCGAUAGCAGCGUUCUCCGCAUAGUCCUGGAUCCUGUCCCAGAUUCAGGCAUCACACAAAGAUGGCAGACGUAUUGCAAUGGACAAAAGGUAGGGUUUGCCAGGAGGCUAGUAGUUGGGAAGGAGGAGAAAUGGGUGCUUGAAACAAUGCAGAUGGUCUCAUCCGGAGCCGGGUUUUUGCUGCAGAAAGGUCCAGAUGCCGGCAGUUUCAAGUACUUAAGAGGCCAGUUCGAGCGUAUAGUGGGUUCAGAUGAUUCAGAGGCUUACCAUUUGGUAGAUCCUUCGUAUUGGUUCGGACAAGAUUUGAGUGUUUUCUUUCUUCAGUAA
Messenger RNA from Gossypium raimondii (Peruvian cotton), 763 nucleotides. Its product is annotated as protein MIZU-KUSSEI 1. Gene Ontology annotation, biological process: hydrotropism. The coding region runs from base 233 to 763 and encodes 176 amino acids. The transcript has a single exon. The record is from RefSeq and is a predicted model, not a curated record. NCBI's taxonomy places the organism in Eukaryota, Viridiplantae, Streptophyta, Magnoliopsida, Malvales, Malvaceae.